Messenger RNA from Pterocles gutturalis (yellow-throated sandgrouse), 1023 nucleotides. RefSeq names its product anoctamin-6-like. The annotation marks the transcript as partial. The transcript is spliced from 8 exons. NCBI's taxonomy places the organism in Eukaryota, Metazoa, Chordata, Aves, Pterocliformes, Pteroclidae. Gene Ontology annotation, cellular component: plasma membrane. Gene Ontology annotation, biological process: calcium activated phosphatidylserine scrambling; calcium activated phosphatidylcholine scrambling; chloride transmembrane transport. Gene Ontology annotation, molecular function: chloride channel activity; protein dimerization activity. The record is from RefSeq and is a predicted model, not a curated record.
AGGAAGAGACAAGCGUAUGAAUCAAACCUGAUAAAAAAUGGCUUGCAACUUGAAGCAACGAGAUCGGUUUUGGAUGAAAAACUUAUUUUUCUGAAAGUGCAUGCACCUUGGGAAGUGCUGUGCACAUACGCUGAGGUUAUGCACAUCAAAAUGCCUCUGCAACUCAAUGACCUGAAAACCCGAGAGUCAGCUUUCAACUGGUUUAGUAGACUCUUCAGAGUGGAUGAAAAUAUCAUCAAACAUGAGCAAGAGUUUUUCACGGCUCCCUUUCAAAAGGAACAUUUGUCCAACUUUUAUAUUCAAGACAAAGACACAUUUUUCAAUCCUGCAACUAGAAGCCGAAUUGUUCAUUUUAUCCUGUCCCGUGUGGAAUAUGCAACCAAAAACAACGUGAAAAAGUUUGGCAUUAACAAAUUACUGGAUGCUGGAAUCUACAAAGCAGCAUUUCCCCUUCAUGACUCUAGUUUUAGGCACCCGUCAACCGAUCCUGGCUGCCCAAGUGAACGAUAUCUUCUCUACAGAGAAUGGGCUCAUCCUAAAAAUAUUUUCAAACUGCAGCCCCUGGAUUUCAUCAGGAAAUACUAUGGAGAGAAAAUUGGAAUCUACUUUGCUUGGCUGGGUUUUUACACUAACAUGCUGAUCGUGGCUGCAGUUGUAGGAGUCGGCUGUUUUCUGUAUGGAUGCCUGACAAAGGACAACUGCACAUGGAGCCAAGAAGUAUGUGAUCCCAGCAUAGGAGGUAAUAUCAUAAUGUGCCCUCAGUGUGAUAAAGUAUGUACCUACUGGAACCUCACCAUCACUUGUGAAUCAUCCAAGAAACUCUGUAUAUUUGAUAGCUUUGGAACACUGGUGUUUGCAGUAUUUAUGGGAAUAUGGGUUACUUUGUUUUUGGAGUUUUGGAAGCGACGGCAAGCCGAACUGGAGUACGAAUGGGACACAACUGAGUACUUAGAGCAAGAAGAACAAGUUCGCCCAGAAUACGAAGCUCAAUGCACUCAUGUAGUAAUUAAUGAAAUCACACAG